GCCGCGAGCAGCCGCGGCCGCCUGGGUUUCCUCCCUCAGCCGCGGUCGCGGGCGCUCCCGACUCGGCACGUCAGGAAGGAGCGGCCAGUGGGCCCGCAUCGUGUCGGUGGGGUUCGAGGCCGGGCUGCCGCGGCCGCCUCCUUCUGGUGCCUGGGCCGCCCUGAGGAGCGGGGCCGGGGCGCAGCGGGCUGACCGGCCCCGGGGAGCCGAGACGGCUGGGGACGAAGGCGGAGGCGCACGUCUGGCGGUCUCCUGGACCGGGAGGAGGCCGAGGGGACCAUGUCCGGGAGGAACCUCCACCUCUCCACCACCGAACGCGUCAUCAAAGCUGUCCCCUUUCCUCCAACCCAACGGCUUACUUUGAAGGAAGUAUUUGAGAAUGGGAAACCUAAAAUUGAUGUUUUGAAAAACCAUUUGGUGAAGGAAGGGCGACUGGAAGAGGAAGUAGCCUUAAAGAUAAUCAAUGAUGGGGCUGCCAUCCUGAGACAAGAAAAGACUAUGAUAGAAGUAGAAGCUCCAAUCACGGUAUGUGGUGAUAUUCACGGACAAUUCUUUGACCUGAUGAAGUUGUUUGAAGUCGGAGGAUCACCUAGUAACACACGCUACCUCUUUCUGGGCGACUAUGUGGACAGAGGCUAUUUCAGUAUAGAGUGUGUACUGUUUUUAUGGAGUUUAAAGAUUAAUCAUCCUAAAACAUUGUUUCUGCUUCGGGGAAAUCAUGAAUGCAGGCAUCUUACAGAAUAUUUCACCUUCAAACAGGAAUGUCGAAUCAAAUAUUCUGAACAGGUGUACGAUGCAUGUAUGGAUACAUUUGACUGUCUUCCUCUUGCCGCCCUCUUAAACCAGCAGUUUCUGUGUGUACACGGAGGGAUGUCACCUGAAAUUACCUGUUUAGAUGACAUUCGGAAAUUAGACAGGUUUAAAGAACCUCCAGCCUUUGGACCAGUGUGUGACCUGCUUUGGUCUGAUCCCUCCGAGGAUUACGGCAGUGAAAAGACCUUGGAACACUAUACCCACAACACGGUCCGGGGGUGCUCGUAUUUUUACAGUUACCCUGCAGUUUGUGAAUUUUUGCAGAACAAUAAUUUGUUGUCUAUAAUCAGAGCCCAUGAAGCGCAAGACGCUGGGUAUCGAAUGUACAGGAAGAGCCAAACGACGGGUUUUCCAUCACUCAUAACAAUUUUCUCUGCCCCCAACUACCUAGAUGUCUAUAACAAUAAAGCUGCUGUGUUAAAAUAUGAGAACAAUGUCAUGAAUAUCAGGCAGUUUAACUGUUCUCCGCAUCCCUACUGGCUUCCGAACUUUAUGGACGUUUUCACGUGGUCUUUGCCUUUUGUUGGGGAAAAAGUCACAGAGAUGCUGGUUAACAUUCUCAACAUAUGCUCAGAUGAUGAAUUGAUUUCUGAUGAUGAAAUUGAAGAUCACUACAUUUCAAGCUAUCAGAAAGGAGGCACUACGGUUCGGAAGGAGGUCAUCAAGAAUAAAAUCAGAGCCAUUGGGAAGAUGGCACGGGUCUUUUCAAUUCUUCGGGAAGAGAGUGAGAGUGUGCUGACUCUCAAGGGCCUGACUCCUACGGGUACACUCCCUUUGGGUGUCCUCUCAGGAGGAAAGCAGACUAUUGAGACAGCCACAAUAGAAGCCGUAGAGGCCCGGGAAGCCAUCAGAGGGUUUUCGCUUCAGCACAGGAUCCGGAGUUUUGAAGAAGCCCGAGGUCUGGACCGAAUUAACGAGCGGAUGCCACCCCGCAAAGAUAGCCAGCACUUUGAUGGGCCAGUGAAACUGGUAACCCCUGUCCCAUCAAACGCUGCGCACCGGAGUGACAAGGGAAGAAGAGCCAGUAAUGCCUCAGAGCCCUGCUGUGGCACAGGCGGAUCCAAAACUUAAGAACAGAUUUUAUUUAUUUAUUAUUGGAAAACAAAACAAGAACAACUUAAACAACUUAAACCUGGAGGUGCAUUCAUAAUACACUCUGCAUUUAUUCUGUAAGAAAGGUGACCAUUUUAUAAAUUCUUUUAAUUUAUGUUUAAUAUAUAUAAAAAGUGCAUCUCUUUUAUUUUUCCCUUUUUUUUCCCCCUAAUUUUUAGGAAUUGAUCUGAUUGUCUGAUAUAUAUGUGAAGUCUUGUGCUAUAAAGGGGACCUUCCCCUAAUAAAAGGGCCUUGGAAACCUCCACCCUGGGUUUCUGACUUGAACUAGCCAACCUUUUCUCCUGUGUUUGGAGGGUAUUAUCUUUCAUUUCAGACUAAUCACUUUUCAAACACAAAAGGCUUUUUCCUUUUCUUUUUUCCCUUUCUGCAGGGUACCGCUGAUGAACGCUUAGAUGUCAGUGGCUAAAACAUCUCUUCUUACGGAAAACUUGAUUAUAGUAGAACUUCUAAGUGAAUAACCCAAACCCAGUGAUUUUAAGGGCCAAGGGAAAUGUUUUCCAUAAUAACCUACUUUCUUCUAGACUCUCAAUUACUCUUAAUAUAUUCUAGCAAGGCAAAAUAAAAAGUAAGGAGGGAUUUUCAAAGAAUUAACUUGAAAUUUGUUCUGGUCUAACCAUGGGCAUGAUGGAUUUAAACUUCCCUUAGGGCUUCAGAGAUUUCUUAAAUGUUGCCAGAUCCUUUUGCUUUUUAUUUUCGAACCCUAGGUGAUUUAGCCCAUCUGCAAAGGAAGUUACCUUUCUAAAUAUUUCCUAGAGGCCCUCUGUAGAACCUUCAACGGUAAGGACCUAUGCCUUUUGGUGUUACUGUGUCAGCUCUCGCAUCUGUUGUCCCCGUGACCCUGGUGCCCUGUGUUUUUCUUUGUCAGCAUUUUUGAAAGCAACUGGGGUAAUGGAAACUGACUAGGUUAGAAUGGCCCCCUUAUGAACUGGAAGUCUUGCUAAGGGGCAUUGGAUGAGUGAGGAUUUCCUACCUACCAAUUACUGGGGUAUUAUCCAUUUCUCAGCACUCGUUAGGUUGAACUGUCUGUCAGUCUCUGUCAGCAUAUUUCAGAAUGCAAAACCGAGUGUUCAGAUAUAAUAUUUGAAUAAUCUUCCCUUAGUUUUUCAAGUCACAGCUAACCCAUGAAGGACAUUUCAGGGAUCUUUAGGCUCCCAGUUUUGGUUUAGCCUGGUGACAGGUGCCAUGUCGUAAUACUCACUGGUCAGCUUUGCAGUGAAUGUGCGUGUCUGGGCAACACUACACCAAAGUGCAUAUUUAUGGAAUUCCUUCAUGUCAUUUGGGAUGUGGGAGUCCGGCAUUGAAGCAAGUAUCUCAAACAGUAUGUCAGAGCUUCAGGGACACCAGAGACGUUUUUCCAAAAAAGCCCUGUAAUUUUAUUAGAAGAGUGAGGAUUUAGCCCAUCUGUCUCUGUUUUCCUAUGCCUCGUUAACAGCUCCUCAUUUGUUUAUGACAGAGAUCAAAGCAUUUUGGGGACUGGAAUCUGGUGGCAUAGAUUGCUCUGUUAAUUAAAAACAAAAAGAUGGGAAGGAUAUUGGGAAGGAGAUGAAAGAUCCCUUAUUGGACUGUGAGUGAAAGCUGUGAAAGUGGAGAGAAAAAGGCCGUGCGUACUUGUCCUUGCUGGUCAUCGUUUCUUUAUAAUCAAAGGGGAAUUCGUCGCCUGGAUAUCCUCAUGCUCCUUCCUCCCCCAACCCCAAUAUGGAACCGGCCGCUCUUUUGGGAACCACACCUGAUGUGAAAGUCAGUUCACGUGACAGGUUGGAAACAGGGGAGUCCCUGGUCCCUUUCUCUUUUCCAUUGAGGACAGUCUGUGGAUAGAAACAUCGGGUGUCCGUCUCAAGGGCUACAAUCAACAGACAAGUAGUGACAUAGUUAUUACAAAUCCUCACAAGCAAAAAAAAAAAACUGCAUUAAGACUUAGGAAGAUCUUAAUUUUCUUCUCAAAAUGAAAGUAUUA
Molecule: messenger RNA, 3880 nt
Organism: Camelus dromedarius (Arabian camel)
Lineage: Eukaryota; Metazoa; Chordata; Mammalia; Artiodactyla; Camelidae
Gene: PPP3CC
Product: protein phosphatase 3 catalytic subunit gamma
Exons: 15
Coding region: 280-1884 (534 amino acids)
Biological process (GO): calcineurin-mediated signaling
Cellular component (GO): calcineurin complex; cytoplasm
Molecular function (GO): calmodulin-dependent protein phosphatase activity; calmodulin binding
Source: RefSeq, a predicted model, not a curated record